Molecule: messenger RNA, 1122 nt
Organism: Naegleria lovaniensis
Lineage: Eukaryota; Heterolobosea; Eutetramitea; Acrasida; Naegleriidae
Exons: 1
Coding region: 1-1122 (373 amino acids)
Biological process (GO): protein peptidyl-prolyl isomerization
Molecular function (GO): peptidyl-prolyl cis-trans isomerase activity
Source: RefSeq, a predicted model, not a curated record
AUGCUCAACAAGGUUCUUCAACGCAACACCUCAACUCACAUCAAGCCUUUGAUGAAAAAUUUCUUGUCCCAACCGUCAUCAUUUGGAGGUUGCCUUCUAUCUAACAAAUUAGGAGGAUCUUCAACUUGUUCAUCAUUCCAUACCACUUUGAAGACUGGGGUAUCGGAUCGUGAAACCGAAUGGGAAAGACAACACAGAGAAAGAAUGAGAAAACAAGAACAAUUGUGGAAGGAAUCACCUGAGAAAUUGAUUAGAUACUUUGUUGAAUUGAAAUUCCUCAAAAAUUGGAAUAGAAGCAAAGUACUCAUGUUACUUGUAUUUUCAUUUGUUGGGUAUUAUGCCUAUGAUAAAAUAUCCGGUCGUCAUGGAUUAGCCUCUGGUAUUUAUCAAUUAUUAAACGGACCAAAGAAAGGAACAGGAGCUGUUAUUGAAAGUGACCCACAGGCCGAUCAACAACCAACUGAUGAAAGUGCUGCUACAUCUCCAAAACAACAAUUGUUGGACCGUAUUGAUCCAUCACGCAUGAGAUCAUUUGCUUAUUUGGAUGUAGAACAUUCUGACUCUCGCUUUCAAAAUGUCAUCAAGGGACGUAUUAUUAUUGGGUUAUACGAUAAAGUAGUUCCUGUAACCAGUUACAAUUUUGCUAAAUUAUGUGAAAGCAAGGAGUUGAAAGGAACCAUUUUCCAUCGUGUGAUUAACAAAUUCAUGAUUCAAGGAGGAGACACAAAACAAGGAACAGGAAUGUCAAGCGUUCCAUACAUUGGAAGAGCAACAGAUGCCUCUGUAUCAGAAGAGUUGAAGAAUAAGAUUAAUGACAUGCUGAUCAAAGAUGCUCUGGGAAAUGUCAUUCAAUUUAAGGAUGAGAAUUUUGACCUCAAACACAACGAACCAUAUUUGGUGUGUAUGGCAAAUAGAGGUCCAAACACAAACGGCUCUCAAUUCUUUAUUACCACGGAAUCAACACCACACUUAGAUAAUAAGCAUGUAGUAUUUGGCAAGGUUUUGCAAGGAAUGGACAUUGUGGAUCAAUUACAAAGAGUUAGAACCAGUGCACGUGACAAACCCAUUGAUUCUAUCAAAAUUGUUGAUUGUGGUGUGUUAAGUGUGGAUGAUUUAUUGUAG